UUCUUUAGCUUCUUGGUGACAAUUAAAUCGACUUCAUGUCAACAGACUAAACUACCUCCCCAAGAAGAAAACAGAGUAAGUGUCUCUGCUCAAGAAGAAAAAUCUGAAAGGUUCACUUUGUCCUCCUCUUUUUAUUCUUUACCAUCACUUACUCUUUCAGAUUUUCCAAUUUAUAUCACUGAUUCUCACUUGGGUUCUGCUUCAAAAUCCCCUUUUUUUUUUUUCCAUUUCUUUAUAACUUUUCUGGAUUUGAGGCUAUAGUUUUUAUAGCUCUGUUUCCUCUGUAUCAGCAACUUAACAUUUCCAUUUUAUCUCUUUCAUUCUUCUUGCUUUUUAACACAAACCCGAUUCAAAUUUCCAUCUUUGGAUUCUUUCUGAGCUUCUUAUUUGCAAUUUUCAAACCUAUUGAUUAAGAUCCUUCUGGGAUUUCAGGAAUUUGAUAUUAAAAAAUAAAAAUCAAUCUUGCAUUUGCAUUGGACUCUGUUUUGAUUUGGAAAUUUAAAAGGCAACAAAAUUGCUAUAACAAUCAAAGGCAAUCAACUUUUUUUAGCAAUGAAUCCAUUGUAUCCAGUAAAAGAAGAGUACCUGGGAUCAAGUUCAUCGCAUCCGCCGAGGUCGCCGAUGAUGCCGCCACCACAGCCAAUGGAGGGCCUUAAUGAUACAGGUCCACCACCAUUCCUGACCAAGACCUAUGACAUGGUGGAUGACCCAACUACCAAUCACAUAGUCUCCUGGAACAGAGGAGGUGCCAGCUUUGUUGUGUGGGAUCCUCAUUCAUUCUCCACAAAUCUCCUCCCAAGACACUUCAAGCACAACAAUUUCUCAAGCUUUGUUAGGCAGCUCAACACUUAUGGAUUUAGGAAGAUUGAUCCAGAUAGAUGGGAGUUUUCCAAUGAAGGUUUUCUAAGGGGCCAGAGACAUCUUCUAAGAAACAUUAAGAGAAGAAAAGCACCUCCUCAACCUUUUCCUCCACAACAAGCUCUUGGUCCAGGUGUUGACCUAGGCAGGUUUGGACUAGAUGGAGAAAUUGAUCAUUUGAGGCGUGACAAGCAGGUUCUAGUGAUGGAAUUAGUGAAGCUUAGACAGCAGCAACAGACUACUAGAGCAUACCUUCAAUUAAUGGAACAAAGGCUACAAGGGACAGAAAAGAAGCAACAACAAAUGAUGUCCUUCUUAGCUAGAGCAAUGCAAAACCCAACCUUUCUCCAGCAGCUUGUCCAACAGAAGGAGAAGAGGAAGGAGCUAGAAGAAGCCAUGACUAAGAAAAGGAGGAGGCCUAUUGAUCAAGGACCUAGUGGUGGUAGUGGUGUCGGCCAAUCAAGCUGGGGUGGUGAAGGAUCAAACCAAAUUAAACUUGAACCUCUUGAGUUUGGGGACUAUGUUUUUGAAGAAUCAGAGCUUGAAGCACUUGCAAUGGAAAUGCAAGGAUUAGGUAGGGCAAGAAAGGUGCAAGAGGAAGGAAAUGAAGAGCUAAUGCCACCAGAGAGUGGAGAUAAAGAACUUGAUGAGGGAUUUUGGGAAGAGCUAUUCAAUGAGAAUUUUGAAGAAGAAUUAGGCAUACUAGAUGCUGAAGGAGGUGAAGAUGAAGAUGUUAAUGUCUUAUAGCUGAUCGCAUAGGUUACUUAAGUUCAAGACCAAAGUAGAGUAGCAGAACCUUUUUGUGCAUUGCUAUUCAUCCUCUUCAGUUCAUCGCCAUAAUGACCUUUUCCUAGGUAGCUUUAGAUAGUAGUUGGUUAGUGUCUCAUUUGGUGUAGUUUGGGUCUCUACAAACGUCAAUUGGCCAUAACAUUGAUCUGCAUUUCUUACUAUCAACAGGACAGGAGAAGUAACAAGCAGUGUAGCCAUGGAAAUUAUUGGCGUUUCUAAACUCUAUUAAUUCCUGUUGUCUUUUUUGUUCUUGUACAUCCCUACCUCUUAUUUUGCUCUAUCUUGGUUAGGUUGCAGGCAUUGCUUGGACAGAUCUUUGGUUCCUAUCAUGUUUGUCUCAAGGUUCUUGUCCUUAUUUUUUCACCUUCUUAAAAACCCAUCAUUCAAUGGGUGAUGCAUCAAAUUUCAUUUAUUGUAUCUGCAUCUUGUAAUAUAUAUUCUUGGCCUCAAAUUAAUGUAGAUUGUUCAGAAGCUGUUGAAAUUGGACAAGGUGUACCUGCAAGCUUCAAGAACCACAACUGAAUAUUGCUUUUGAAUCCAAAUGGCAGUUGGUAGUUAUCUUUGUCGGUUUGAUAUUUCUGUGUCUUUGGGUUGCCCUUUUUGUUUUAGAAAGAUAGAGAGAUUUGGUCGGUGAUGAAUAUCUUGAUGUUACAUUUGUAGUUCCUUGUAGAUUUUUCCAAGUCAUGGCAAUUUGGUUCUCAUCAGUCUUUUUCCAACAGCUAUGGGCUCUCAAGUGGUAACCUAUUGCUCUCUUUAUGCCAUAACCAAACAAAUUUGUUCUUCAUGGUUUUAUUUAUUUUGUUAAUGUCCUCCAGAUGAAUACAGGAGUGAGUGCUAAAAGUUAAAUGUGGGCUCUCAAGGGGUAACCUAUUGCACUCUUUAUGCCAUAACCAAAGAAAUUUGUUCUCAUGAUUUUAUUCAUUUAUUGAUAUACUCCACAUGAAUACAAGAGUGAGAGCUAAAAGUAAUAUGUGGACUCUUAAAUGUUAACUUAUUGUUAUAUAUGUCAUAACCAAACAAAUUUGUUCCUAAUGAUUUUAUUCAUUUUGUUGAUGUCCUCCAGAUGAAUACAGGAAGUGAGAGCUAAAAGUAAAAUGUAAGCUCUCGAAGGGUAACUUAUUGUUAUAUAUAUCAUAACCAAACAAAUUUGUUCCUCAUGGUUUUAUGCAUUUUGUUGAUGUCCUCUAGAUGAAUAUAAGAAGUAAGAGCUAAAAGUAAAAUGAGGGCUCUUAAAGGGUAACCUAUUGUUAUAUAUGUCAUAAUUAAACAAAUUUGUUCCUCAUGGUUUUAUUCAUUUUGUUGAUAUCCUCCAAAUGAUCAUACAGAUGUGAGAACUAAAAGUAAAAUGUGGGCUCUCAAAGGGUAACCUAUUGUUAUAUAUGUCAUAACCAAACAAAUUUGUUCCUUGUGGUUUUAUUCAUUUUGUUAAUAUCCUCCGGAUGAAUUCAAGAAGUGAGAGCUAAAAGUAAAAUAUGAGCUCUCAAAGGGUAACCUAUUGUAAUAUAUGUCAUAACCAAACAAAUUUGUUCCUCAUGGUUUUAUUCAUUUUGUUGAUGUCCUCCAGAUAAAUACAAGAAGUAAGAGCUAAAAGUAACAAGUGGGCUAUUAAAGGGUAACCUAUUGUUAUAUAUGUCAUAACCAAACAAAUUUGUUUCUCAUGGUUUUAUUCAUUUUGUUGAUGUCCUCCAGAUAAAUACAAGAAGUAAGAGCUAAAAGUAAAAUGUGGGCUCUCAAAUGGUAACCUAUUAUUAUAUAUGCCAUAACCAAACAAAUUUGUUCUUCAUGGUUUUAUUCAUUUUGUUUGCCCUCCAGAUGAAUACAAGUGAAAGUUAAAAAUAAAAUAUGGGCUUUCAAAAUGUAACCUAUUGUUAUAUAUGUCAUAACUAAAAAAAUUAAUUUGUUCCUUAUGAUUCAUUUUGUUGAUUUCCUUCAUAUGAAUACAGGAAAGAGUACUAAGAGUAGAAUGACUUCGUUGAAGUGCAGAUUAUGAUUCUUUCUACAAUGCUGUUGCUGCCUCUAAUACAAAAUGCAGUAUAUUUGUCUGCAAUAUAGAUUUCUUUAAGUAAUGAGUGAGACUUUAUGCAGUAGGUAUUAUAAGUUGAGAUUUGUAACAAAAACUGGUCCCAUAUCCUUGGUUUUCUGUACCUAACUCUAUAUGUGCUGCACGUGCAAUUGAUUUCUGGGUAGCAGUGUGAGCUAAUAUUUAUAUACCCCAUUUGUUCAUCA
This is a messenger RNA of Quercus robur (English oak), 3873 nucleotides long. RefSeq names its product heat stress transcription factor A-6b-like. Lineage: Eukaryota; Viridiplantae; Streptophyta; Magnoliopsida; Fagales; Fagaceae. The transcript is spliced from 2 exons. Gene Ontology annotation, biological process: regulation of transcription by RNA polymerase II. The record is from RefSeq and is a predicted model, not a curated record. Gene Ontology annotation, molecular function: DNA-binding transcription factor activity; RNA polymerase II cis-regulatory region sequence-specific DNA binding. Gene Ontology annotation, cellular component: nucleus. Bases 553 to 1605 code for a protein of 350 amino acids.